Cladocopium goreaui is the source of this 1151-nucleotide messenger RNA. NCBI's taxonomy places the organism in Eukaryota, Dinophyceae, Suessiales, Symbiodiniaceae. The record is from the annotation of a GenBank genome assembly.
AUGAGUGACCCCAAAUUGGAUGGCAAUCCAAUCAUGGAAGGAUGUGGCAAGUACCUGCCCCUCAUUCUCCAUGGGGAUGGUGGUGCAUUCCAGCGAGCAGAUAGCAUUCUGGCGCUGAGCAUGCGAUCACUGCCAUCUUCAUCCAGUGUAGCCCACAGCCAGAUGCUCCCCCUAGCCCUUCCAAAGCCUGCAAUCCACAAAUCUGAGAUUCUUGCUGAAGAUACCAGGCAUUGCCUCUGGUCAGUGCUGACCUGGUCAAUGCAGCAUAUGUACUUUGGCAAAUUUCCAGAGAAGGCUGCAGAUGGCAAGGACUGGCAGCACAAGUCACCAAGGGGCCAAAAGGCAGGAACCCUGUUGAAUUCCGCAGGGCUUUGCGGAAUGAUCUUUGCCAUCACAGCAGGUGGCGAGUUCUUUCAAAAUGAAUACAAGCUGCCAGGAAGUUCCCAUGCAGAGUGCUGUUGGGGCUGUGGGGCAAACAGGUCCAGUCACCCACACAAUGACUAUAGACCUGGGGCCAAAUGGAGGGAGACCAUCAAGAACCACAAGGACAGCAACCCCACAGACCACCUGAUCAUGACAGUGCCAGGCAUCAAUGGCUACACCUUGGCCUAUGACUCUCUGCAUAUCUUGGAGCUGGGUGCUUCAGCCCACAUUGUGGCCAACUUCAUGCAUGGUGGUGAAAGCAGAAUUGCCAGGCAGCUCUUUUGUGUGAGAGCAAAACAGGUGAGACGCCUCAUCCCUCCACUCCUGGAACUCAGCCAGGAUUUGGCUGAUGAGAGCUCUUACAAAAAGCACAGGCUUGAGCGCAUCAGGAACCUCAACAGAAUGUAUGAGGCCAUGGAGUGCCAGGGGCUGCAUCCUGAUGAGUCAGCAUAUGAGCAGCACAAGAGGAGUACAGAGAAAUGUUUACUCAACAACAGCAAGCCGGCCAAGAUUGCAAUCUCUCAGAACAUUCUUCAAUGGAACACUGCGCACAAGCACCACUUGGCUUGCCAUAUGCCAGAACAAUUUAGUCACUUGAACUGCAGGUUUGUGUCAACAUACUCUGGUGAAACAAUGGUGGGCUUCAUGGUGGCCUCUCUUGGGCACGCCUGCCUCACUGGCACUCCUCCACAUUUGGUGCCUGCCUCACUGGCACUCCUCCACAUUUG